UUGGCCUGAACUCUGCCAGUCGUCAGCGGUUGUUCCGAGCGGUUGGAUCUCCGGUUAACAAAAUCACAAAAAAAUACCUACACUACCAAGAAAAUCUCAAUAAAAAAUCACUUUUAGGGCCGCCCCUCAAUUACUCAAGUAUUUUAGUGUUAUUCUGCUGAUUCACUUCGUAUUGUGACGGAAGUUUUUCCCAUUUUCCCCCGUUCGCGUGCGGCCAUUAAUUUGAAUGUGCACCUGAUUUGUAUCGCAACCGAAAGCCGCCCACCAUUUUCCGGUCAAGUUCGCUUACGUUAACCGAGAAUCAAAUAAAAAUGUCCCACCAUUAACCACGUUUGUCAUUUGGCCGGUGAUACCUCAAUGGGGAAGACCAGCAAAAAAAAGCUACUCCUUUGGCGCGUGUGAAGUUGUGACUCGACCCAAUUAAGCAAAAACGCAAAUAUAAUUAACAAAAAUAUUUUAAUUAUACCAGCUGAUGGCGGAAAAAAGCUUUCACUGCAACACAACAGCCAAACCCGUUUUCGUACUUAAAAACCUGCAUAGACAUAUAUACGAAUACAGUUGCUGCUCUUACUAUAAGGGACAUAAUAAGAUAUAGCAAAAGACAGCAGCCAAGCGGCCGCCUCGCGUCGCAUCGCAUUCGGCAACUUGUUUAUUUCAAAAUUAUAUAUAACAAACAUCAAAAAAAAGCCCCAAAACGGGUAUCUUAUAAAUAGUGCGCUUUGUUUCGGCACAUAACCACAAGAUCGACACCCCAACAACAGUGGCUCUCACUUGACGUAGGUCAGGCCAAAGCUCUGCUCGAUCAAGAAAAAAAAAAACAAAAAAAAAGAUUCCAUACCUGUUGCCGGCGUUUUGAUCGCCAAAAAGAGAGGGAACCUGAUAAAUGGGUCUCGCCCCAUCUCCGUAGACUCCAUCCAUCCGUGCGAUCGUCUCUGAGAAAAUGCUCCACUGGUCUCUGAUCGUCAGCGCCCUCGGCGUCUGCGUGGCCGCCUUGGGCGGCUACUGCGGUUGGGUUCUCUUCCCCAACAUGGUACACAAAAAGGUCGAACAGAGCGUCGUUAUAUCAGAUGGCUCGGAACAAUACAAACGUUUUGUUAACCUGCCUCAGCCAUUGAACUUCAAAGUCUACAUUUUUAAUGUGACCAAUCCGGACAGGAUACAACAAGGUGCCAUACCCAUUGUCGAGGAAAUAGGACCCUAUGUAUACAAGCAGUUCCGUCAAAAGAAAGUGAAACAUUUUUCGAGAGACGGGUCAAAGAUAUCCUACGUGCAAAAUGUGCACUUUGAUUUCGACGCAGAUGCCUCGGCUCCGUACACCCAAGAUGAUCGGAUUGUGGCUCUCAAUAUGCACAUGAAUGCAUUUUUACAAGUAUUUGAAAGAGAAAUCACAGAUAUCUUUCAGGGUUUUGCCAAUAGGCUAAACUCCCGAUUGAAUCAAACUCCAGGUGUACGAGUCCUGAAACGAUUGAUGGAACGUAUUCGAGGGAAACCUCCCUUUAGCUGGGUACAUGGCAUCAUAAUCAGCAUUGUCGAUGGUGUCAAAUCCGUCCUACAAAUAUCUGAGAACGAUCCUGGCCUGGCUUUACUUUUGGUCCACUUAAAUGCCAAUCUUAAAGCGGUCUUCAACGAUCCAAGGUCAAUGUUUGUAAGCACCUCGGUGAGGGAAUAUCUCUUCGACGGAGUGCGUUUCUGUAUCAAUCCCCAAGGAAUCGCCAAGGCUAUUUGUAACCAGAUCAAGGAGAGCGGUUCGAAAACCAUUCGGGAGCAGAGCGAUGGCAGUCUGGCCUUCUCCUUUUUUGGUCAUAAAAAUGGUUCCGGACACGAAGUCAUUGAAGUGCAUACUGGAAAGGGAGAUCCCAUGAGAGUGUUAGAGAUCCAAAAACUGGAUGACUCGCAUAAUCUACAAGUGUGGCUGAAUGCAAGUACAGAGGGCGAAACGUCAGUCUGCAAUCAGAUAAAUGGAACUGAUGCCUCAGCCUAUCCACCAUUUCGUCAGCGAGGGGAUUCUAUGUAUAUCUUCAGCGCGGACAUUUGUAGAUCAGUGCAGUUGUUUUACCAGACAGAUAUUCAAUACCAGGGAAUACCUGGAUAUAGAUACUCCAUCGGCGAGAACUUCAUAAACGACAUUGGACCGGAACAUGAUAAUGAGUGCUUUUGCGUUGACAAAUUGGCGAAUGUGAUCAAGAGGAAAAAUGGAUGUCUAUAUGCGGGUGCUUUGGAUUUGACCACAUGUUUAGAUGCCCCUGUAAUUUUGACAUUGCCUCAUAUGCUGGGCGCCUCGAAUGAGUACCGAAAAAUGAUACGAGGCCUCAAGCCAGAUGCCAAAAAGCACCAGACUUUUGUGGAUGUGCAGUCGCUGACGGGUACGCCCUUGCAAGGCGGUAAAAGGGUUCAGUUUAACAUGUUCUUGAAGAGCAUUAAUCGCAUAGGCAUUACCGAAAAUUUACCCACAGUUUUGAUGCCCGCCAUUUGGGUGGAGGAGGGCAUUCAACUUAAUGGCGAAAUGGUGGCCUUUUUCAAAAAGAAACUGAUCAACACGCUGAAAACCCUCAAUAUUGUCCACUGGGCGACCUUGUGCGGUGGCAUUGGUUUGGCGGUCAUGUGUCUGAUAUAUUAUAUCUACCAAAAGGGGCGUGUCGAGGAGCCACCCGUGAAGUAAGAUGUUAAUCAUAAAUCUGUAUUUGUUAUUGAGUGUUAUGUAAAAAUCUAUUUGUUAUUUUAUUAUGAUAAUUAUGGAUGUAACACACACAGUUUUUGUCUACGAAUUUGUAUAUAAUUUAUUUUUUUAAUUGUGAUUCUAUUGUAUUGUGAUUUAGCGUUUACUAAAAAAAAAAAACAAGAAAAACUACUACGAAUUAA
Molecule: messenger RNA, 2859 nt
Organism: Drosophila elegans
Lineage: Eukaryota; Metazoa; Arthropoda; Insecta; Diptera; Drosophilidae
Gene: Snmp2
Product: sensory neuron membrane protein 2
Exons: 10
Coding region: 941-2659 (572 amino acids)
Cellular component (GO): membrane; cytoplasm
Molecular function (GO): scavenger receptor activity
Source: RefSeq, a predicted model, not a curated record